GAGGGACCGCACAUCAGGGGUCGCAGAUGAUGGAGGGUGUGAUUGUUAAAAUGGAGGAGUGAACCAUUCUGAUUGUGAUAGAACUUAAAAUGGUCAGAAUGGAAAAAGAAAUGAAAUCUAUUCAGUGCUAAGUUGUUCAGCUAUACAUUUCAAAAACCAUUCCAGACAACCAAAAUGACGUUCAGAAGCUCUGCUGUGGAAAGCAGCUUCCUUCCCAUCUCUGCAGGAGUCUAGCCCCAACUUCUUUGGUUGCUCAGUGUAGAGAUAGCAAGGAUUUGGCAAGGUGUUGGAAAUCAGUUUGCUCUCUGGAACUUUAACUGUUUUCACCCAGUCAGUGUCUCUGAUCUCAGUGCCUUCGCUCCAUCCCUCAAUCCCGGCCUCAGAGUGUUUCUCCUACAGUGGGUAUUUAACUCUGAGUUUCUCCUACAGUGGGUAUUUAACUCUGUUUGCCCAUACUGGGUGUGCUACUUGUCUCUUGACUGCGCAGGAUCUCGAGUCCCCAAUUUGUGCUGGGUCCCCAUUUUUGUGUCUGUAGGUCUCCUCAUUUCAGUUUCUCUGUGUCUCAUCUCUGGAUUUCUAGACUCCGUCUCCACUGUCUUUGGGUCUCAUGGUGCCGUGUUUUUGUUUCUUAAGCUGGUAUUUUCCGGUCUUAGUCUCCGCCUCUCAGGUUCUGGUGGUCCUAGACUUUUUUUUUAAAAUUCAGGUUUGUUUGUUUACUCCGUUGUCAUGGCAUCGGAAGUGACGCAGGCGCACGUGGCGGCGAAGGGGAGCCAGCCUUCCCUCUGAUAGACUGGCGAUGCUGUCAGAGCAGCUUCGCCCCGCCCAGGUCUGGCGAACGGCCCCGCGGCGUGCUGGGGGUCGCGGUUUCCGGCGCUGCAGGCCGCGCACGCGUACUGCAGUGGGCCGCCAUCACCUCUCCGUGUUCGAGACUGCGGGAGCCCGUGGGGCAUCGCUGCGCAGCAGGUCCUGGUAUUGCUGACCUCUCCUGGGUACCUCGUUAUCCUUGCUGUCUCCACUGAGUUCUUGGCUAGACACAGUUGCAUUUCUGUGGAGGCCUGGGAAGAUGCUGCCUUUGGAGAGGGCACUGGCCUCCCCCAGAAGCUCCCUACCCCACCCAGAACCACCUACUUUGCAGUCAGAAGAUAGAUCCCAACAGGAAGAGCCCAGCCAGCAAGAAGAACCCAACGAGAGGGAAGUACUCAUUAAGCAACAAGAACCAAGCCAGCAGGAGGAACCCAGGAGGCGGGAUGAACCCAUCCAGGAAGAAGAACCCAUUCAGCUGCUAGAACCUAGUCAGAGGGAUGAGCCCAACCAGGGAGAGGGAUCCAGUCUGCAGGAUAAUCCUCCCAACCAGAGGGAAGAACUCAGUGAGCAACAAGAACCCAGUCAGCGGGAUGAGCCUAGUCAGGAGGAAGAACCUGGCCAGAAGGAUGUACCCAUGCAGCAGGAAGAACCUAUGCAGCAGGAUGAGCCUCACCAGUGGGAAGAACCCAUGCAGCAAGAUGAACCCAUUCAGCAGGAGGAGCCCAUGCAGCAGGAAGAACCCAUUCAGCAGAACAAACCCAUCCAACAGGAAGAACUCAUCCACCAGGAGCCAGUUCAGCAGGAUAAGCCCACCCAACAGGAAAUACUCAUCCACCAGGAGGAACUUCUCCAACAGGAAGAACUCAUUCAGCAGGAGGAACUUCUCCAACAGGAAGAACUCAUUCAGCAGGAGGAACUUCUCCAACAGGAAGAACUCAUCCAACAGGAAGAACUCAUCCAACAGGAAGAACUCAUCCAGCAAGAGCCAAUUCAGCAGGAUAAGCCUACCCAACAGGAAGAACUGAACCAGCAGGAAGAAUCCAUUCAGCAGGAUAAGUCCAUCCCACAGGAAGAACUCAUCCACCAGGAGGAGCCCAUCUACCAGAAUGCUUCCAUCCAACAGGAACUUAUCCAGCAGGAGGAGCCCAUUCAGCAGGAACUGAUUCAGCAGGAGUCUAUUCAGCAGGAUAAGUCAAUCCAAAAGGAAGAAUUCAUUCCGCAGGAGGAGCCCAUUCAGCAUGAUGCUUCUAUCCAACAGGAACUCAUCCAGCAAGAGGAGCCCAUUCAGCAGGAACUGAUCCAGCAAGAGUCUAUUCAGCAGGAUAAGUCCAUCCAAAUGGAAGAAUUCAUUCAGCAAGAGAAGCCCAUCCAGCAGGUAGGGCCCAGCAAACAGGAGGAACCCAACCAGCAGGAGGAAUCCAGCCAACAGGAAGAACCCAGCCAACAGGAAGAACCCAGCCAACAGGAAGAACCUAGCCAACAGGAAGAACCCAGCCAACAGGAAGAACCUAGUCAGCAGGAAGAACUCAGCCAACAGGAAGGGCCUAGCCAAAAGGAUCAACCCAACCAACAGGAAGAAUCCAGCCAACAGAAGGAAAUAGAAACCAUCACUGAGAGAUCUGCUGCUGACCUUGAGUUUUCCCGCUUGCGCUUUCGGGAGUUUGUCUACCAGGAGGCAGCUGGGCCUCACCAGACUCUGGCCAGACUUCAUGAGCUAUGCCGCCAGUGGCUACGGCCCGAGGCCUGCUCCAAAGAGCAGAUCCUGGAGCUGCUGGUUCUGGAGCAGUUCCUGGGCAUCUUGCCAGACAGGGUUCGUCCCUGGGUGGUAGCCCAGUAUCCUGAGAACUGCAAGAAGGCUGCCUCCCUGGUGGAGGGUCUCUCUGACAUCCUGGAGGAGCCAGGAAUGAUGUUGUGUUCCCCGGGUGGGUCAUCAUCUUCAUUCAGCGAGGGAGACUAUGAGAGGUGUCCUGAGCCCUUGCUGCUACCUCGUGGGUUGUUGAGUCCCAGCAGAAACCUAAGACCUAGGGACAUCCUUGUACGCCGUGAUACUUCUCCCCUUCUUCCAGCCUGGCCUACUCUGGAAUCUGUGCACCUUGAUGAAGAGCAUACAGAAGGAGAAAAGGAGGAGGAGGCCAACCCUGCCACAGCUGAAACAAAGGAGCCUCUACAGUCAGAAUGGGACCACCUGGACCCCAGAGAGGAUAACCUGACCAGUUACAGCAAGCUUCUCCUGUGGGGGUGUCAGUUUUUCCAGGCUGGUCCAUCCUCCACGCUGAAGACAGAGGAAUCAGAGGAACCUUGUGCGGUGGAAGAACUGCCAGGAGGCAGCCUCCCAGAUAGCAUCGGGCAGCAGGAAAGCAAAGGAAAUGUGUGCGAGGAAGUCUCCAUGGGGAAGACAGUGAUGGAGAGGCUUUCAAGGGAUGUUCCUGUUAGCCCUGCAAUAGAUACUGCCCAGGAGGAGGAACAGCAACCUCAGAAGGCUCUGGAUGCUGAGGAUGAGGAUCCAAGUCCUGCCAGUCCCCAGAGGCAAUCAGUCAUCCAGCAGUCAGCCCAGGACAAGGAUACCCCACAUCAAGGCACUGGGACAAAGAGGCGUCAUCCAGAUGAUGAGGAUGAAGAGGACCCUGAGUGUCCUUCCAGCUCCACCAGCUACAAAGUGCCAUCUGAUGCCGGGAAGGUGCUUCAUGUGUAUGGCCAUGAUUCUGGGCAGGACCCAGGAACUUCUGCUGCGGGAUGUCCUGCAACUGAUGAGUUUGAUGCAUCCCAAGGAAAGCCCUACACAUGUAGUGAAUGUGGGGAGGCCUUUGCAUGGAUCUCGAACCUUCUGGAGCAUCACAAGAACCACAGCACUAAGACAUGCUAGGUGAGCUAGGACUGCUAGGAACCCUUCCUGUUCAACUUGGCUGUGGUCAAGUCACAUACAAAAAAAGAAAAGCCACGCCCAGAGCCCCUGUCUGCCACAAACAAAGCUUGAGAGGAUUGACAGUUCCUAGUGUGGGUGGUUUUCCCUAUACAACCUCAGGUGUAAGGAUGAGCAACUCUGCUGUGAGUGUCCUGUGACAUGACAGUGAUCUUAAGCAUGAGUGAUCUUAAGGCUCAUGUGUGAUAGUGGCUUCCUGUGGUAUCUAUGGGCAUAUCUGUAUCUCUUUCUGGACGCUAAUGUGCUGGAAGCAACUGGAAAUGGGCAUGGCUGCAAGAAGCCCUCCUCUUAGAAAUACACCUUAGGCUAUGUCCUAUCCUGUAAGCCAUCAGCCGUGAGGGGAAACUCCAUUUCCGCAGUCUCUUAAUACCACACACACUCUGGUCAUUUGACAUGGUACAAAGUGUUGAGUUGCCUUUAAGUAUUUGAUCUGUUAGCGCUUUCUUGAGCCCCCCUUGCCUCAGUUGCUUCUCCUUGAGCUCCCUGUUUGUUCACACAUAAUUCUUGCCAUCUGUUUGGCCUUUCUAUAAAUAUGUGAUGUCAGGUUUACUUCUGAAUCCUCAAGAACAAAAACUGUGAGUUCAAGCCACAUGUCUCUUAAUAUAUGGAGUUACUUACAAAGAUCACAAAAAAAAAAAUGCUGAUUUUGGACUCUGGGUUUCAGCCCAUUAGUGAAUUGUGAAAUCCAGUCAGUGGAUGGCCACUGGCAUUACAAAGCAAUGCAAUAGAAUAAAGUAGGUCAGAACGCAUCAUGUAGUAAAGGCAAGUGUUGUUUUGUGAAACUUCUCAGCUGUGUAUCUGAGACCUGGCUAUCAUGUUAAAUGUAUUUAUUAGGGGGUAUGAUCAAAACCGGUUUAAAAAUACUAACAAAGGUUGAAGAAAUGAUCUGUAUCUGAGCUAAGAGAACCAAACGUGGCCUACAUAGGUGAUCUUGUGGUUUUGCUUUAAUUUCAGAUUACAGCAUUGUUUCUGUUGCCUUACCAUAAAUUUAACUGCCCUGCAGAUACAGAAAGGUGUCUCUUUCUGUCAAUGUUUGAAGAGGCAAUUUGUGUAACCCCCAAAUCAGAGGCUUACCAUAAUAAAGUAUUUAUUUAUUCAUUCA
This is a messenger RNA of Peromyscus californicus insignis, 4826 nucleotides long. RefSeq names its product zinc finger and SCAN domain containing 18 (gene Zscan18). The transcript has 7 exons. The record is from RefSeq and is a predicted model, not a curated record. Bases 1064 to 3667 code for a protein of 867 amino acids. NCBI's taxonomy places the organism in Eukaryota, Metazoa, Chordata, Mammalia, Rodentia, Cricetidae.